AUGGUCCCCAAGGUUGGAAUCAACGGUUUCGGUCGUAUUGGCCGCAUUGUCUUCCGCAAUGCCAUCAACGACGGCUCUGUCGACGUUGUCGCCGUCAACGACCCCUUCAUUGAGGUCCACUAUGCUGCCUACAUGCUCCGCUAUGACAGUACCCACGGCCAGUUCAAGGGCACCAUCGAGGUCAACGGCACCGAGGGUCUGAUCGUCAACGGCAAGAAGAUCAGCUUCUUCGCCGAGCGUGACCCCUCUGCCAUCCCUUGGGGUAAGGUUGGCGCUGACUACGUCGUCGAGUCCACCGGUGUCUUCACCACCACUGAGAAGGCCUCUGCCCACCUGAAGGGUGGCGCCAAGAAGGUUAUUAUCUCCGCUCCCUCCGCUGAUGCCCCCAUGUUCGUCAUGGGUGUCAACAAUGACUCCUACACCAAGGACGUCAUCAACGACAAGUACGGUCUCGUUGAGGGUCUGAUGACCACUGUCCACUCCUACACUGCGACCCAGAAGACCGUCGACGGCCCCUCUUCUAAGGACUGGCGUGGUGGCCGUACUGCGGCUCAGAACAUCAUCCCCUCCUCCACCGGUGCCGCCAAGGCUGUCGGCAAGGUCAUUCCUUCCCUCAACGGCAAGCUCACCGGCAUGUCCAUGCGUGUCCCCACCGCCAACGUCUCCGUCGUUGACCUUACCUGCCGCAUCGAGAAGGCUGCCACCUACGAUGAGAUCAAGGCCACCAUCAAGGCUGCCUCCGAGAACGAGCUCAAGGGCAUCCUCGGCUACACUGAGGACGACAUCGUCUCCUCUGACUUGAACGGUGAUGACCACUCCUCUAUCUUCGAUGCCAAGGCCGGUAUCGCCCUGAACUCCAACUUCAUCAAGCUCGUGUCCUGGUACGACAACGAGUGGGGUUACUCUCACCGUGUUGUCGACCUGAUCGCCUACAUUGCCAAGGUUGAUGCUCAGUAG
Molecule: messenger RNA, 957 nt
Organism: Penicillium chermesinum
Lineage: Eukaryota; Fungi; Ascomycota; Eurotiomycetes; Eurotiales; Aspergillaceae
Gene: gpdA
Product: glyceraldehyde 3-phosphate dehydrogenase GpdA
Exons: 6
Coding region: 1-957 (318 amino acids)
Biological process (GO): glucose metabolic process
Molecular function (GO): NADP binding; oxidoreductase activity, acting on the aldehyde or oxo group of donors, NAD or NADP as acceptor; NAD binding
Source: RefSeq, a predicted model, not a curated record